This is a messenger RNA of Numida meleagris (helmeted guineafowl), 2150 nucleotides long. RefSeq names its product PRELI domain containing 3A (gene PRELID3A). The transcript has 7 exons. NCBI's taxonomy places the organism in Eukaryota, Metazoa, Chordata, Aves, Galliformes, Numididae. Gene Ontology annotation, biological process: phospholipid transport. Bases 155 to 733 code for a protein of 192 amino acids. Gene Ontology annotation, molecular function: phosphatidic acid transfer activity. Gene Ontology annotation, cellular component: mitochondrial intermembrane space. The record is from RefSeq and is a predicted model, not a curated record.
CGAGGCCCCUCCCGAGGGAGCGCCCGGCCGGGCGGUGACGUCAUUCCGUGACGCGGCCCGGCGCGGCUCCGCCCUCCCGCUCGCCGGCCGGCGUGUGCUGCGGGCGCAGGGCUCGCGCCGCGUCCUCCCGUCUGAGGAGACACCGGCGGCGGCCAUGAAAAUCUGGAGCUCGGAGCACGUCUUCGGGCACCCUUGGGAUACAGUGAUCAAAGCUGCUAUGAGAAAGUACCCCAACCCAAUGAACCCGUGUGUGGUGGGAGUAGAUGUCCUCGACAGAAGCCUUGACAACCGGGGGAGGCUGCAUAGUCACCGUCUUCUCAGCACAGAGUGGGGAUUGCCUAGUAUUGUCAAAGCGAUUUUAGGAACAAGUAGAACUCUGACUUACAUUGAGGAACAUUCUGUGGUGGAUCCAGUGGAAAAAAAGAUGGAGCUUUGCUCAACUAAUAUUACCCUUACAAACUUGGUGUCUGUUGAUGAGAGACUGGUUUACACACCUCAUCCUGAAAACCCUGAAAAAACUGUGCUAACUCAAGAAGCAAUUAUUACUGUCAAAGGCAUUAGCUUGAGCAGUUAUUUGGAAAGCUUAAUGGCAAACACAAUAUCUUCUAAUGCCAGAAAGGGCCGGGAUGCCCUGGAGUGGGUGAUCAGCAAACUGAACGCGGAACUGGAGGAGCUGAAGUCAACGCGCGAGGGCAUAAAACCAGCCAUGGCAGCGGCAUCCACCGGGAAAUAGAGGCCACAAACACACCAACAGCUCCCAUUGCCUACUGAAGACUGAACUGCCCUCCUGCAGAUGCUCUUUUCAAGUAAACGAUUUCUUUUGAACGCCGGAAACAAAACGUUCAGCACAUUUAAAUCUGCCUAAAUGUGCCUUUUGUAACAGAGAUUGAGAGUAUGCUAUAUUUUAUACCAUCUCCGUUUUUCAUACUCAAACUUGAAAAGAACUCACGUGUUUACCGAGGGUUCUCCAAGUGAGCAUUAGUUCUGUGAAGGGCUGAGAGCACUAAACUUUGUCCAUUUUGUACUCCUAAAACCAUUUACAGGGAACUACAUGAAACAGAGCAUGAUACUCUAGAAUAAGAUACCUGCCUAGGUAUCUUAUUAGGUAUCUCUCCCCGAAAGCUGAAACUUGUGUUGUGCUGACUCGUUAUGUUGCUUAAUGUGCUGUCUGAACGUGACGCACAGAUGCUUUACCUCUCAGAUGUUUAUAUCCAAAGAGAGUUUCUAUUGAUGUUAACUGCCUAAACAGGCUUUUUUUUUCUUUUUUUUUGUGGGGAGAAGGGUAUAAUUUAUUUUCAUAUUUAUUAACUUUCCCUAGCUUCUCCCCUCAGUAGCAGAACAGGAGCAGGAGGGGCUGGGGAAUACUUGGGUUAUUUAUCUGUAAGAAGGGUGCUUGCAGGCUACUGGAACAAAGAGGCUGUGCUGUUCCUCUGCUUCUUGCUCUUCCUGUCAGAAAGAAAGAGCUGGCUGCGAGAAACGAAGAGUUGAAACGAGAAGUUUGAAAUCCAAAGGGUAAUGCUUCAUCAAGUCGUGUUUUUGUGCUCUAGAGGGGAAAAGCAGAACGCAAGAAGAACAGCUGGGCUCUCCUUUUUGAACGCUUUCUACAAACGACUGCCCUCUGCUGUAAUGAAUUUUUUCAGCGCUUUGCCACGUUGGUACAAAUGUUUUUAGAAAUGUUUUAAAUGCUUCUGAUUGUCUGGAAAAAUACUGCAGUAAUUGUGGAAACUGCCUCUUUGAAAAUAUGCAGAGAUACCGAUUGGUAACAGUACCAGCUUUUGUCUGAGGUUCACAAGACUUUCUUAUUUGUUCUGUGUGUAGUCAGUGUUUCUUAGCUAGCCCUCUGUUGGGGGUUUUAAUUAUUUUUUUGUGUACACACAAACAGAGAUAAAUGUUGCAAGGUUGUUUGCUGAGCUGGCAGGCAUGUGUUUAGGUUCAGGGAGCUGAGAGAGAGCAUGAAGAGCUUUAAAAAAAAAAAAAAGUGAAAUGUUGGUCACUGUUUGGAUCUGGUAAUUUAAAAUGUCUGUGUAGCUUAAGGGAAAUCUCAGAGUUUGUAUUCUGUUUAGCUUGAAAGUGAACAUUAGUUUGGAUGUAAGUGUAGUAUAGCUAAAUGACAUGGUUCUAAUAAAUAUAAUUUACAUUACGUAUAUGUA